Messenger RNA from Chrysemys picta bellii (western painted turtle), 2347 nucleotides. It is a transcript of the gene CCDC51, whose product is annotated as coiled-coil domain containing 51. Lineage: Eukaryota; Metazoa; Chordata; Testudines; Emydidae. The record is from RefSeq and is a predicted model, not a curated record.
ACCAUACGGUUUCAGGUGCCCGCUUCCGAGUUCACCCGAGAGUGGUAAGCACUGCGCGUGCCCGAGCUAGGAGAGCCAAGGGUGUGGAACCGCGGCACGCGCAGAGAAGGGGAGCCGGGCAGGAUCAAUAGCAGGAAUGGAAUAGUGCUAAGCUCAAGUGUGGAAGUGUAUAGUAAACAGAUCCAUAGGUAAAUUACUUCUGUGCUUGAGUGCUAUGCUUCUUUGUGGCAGUUGCUAUUGCUUCCAGUUCUGCAAAAGUCCACUACUCAAGGUCCCUUGAGUGAAUUAGUAAUCGGGAGGCAUCAUGGCAAUAUUUAUGAAUAGCAGAAAAGCAAGAAUAUAUGGCAGAACUGCCAUACAUAAACAUUUUGAUGAAAACCAUGGAAAGUAUCCUAGUGCAGCCUAGUAGUUUUACUCAGUGAUUGGAUUCAAGAUUUAGAUCUCAUGAGGUGUAAUGGUACCAUAUCCUCAGUGUGGUAUGGCAUGCAAUAUCGCCAUUCGUUUAUACCGAGGAGCCAAAGAAUGAAUUUACAUGUACUGAGGACUUACUGCUCACCAGUACCUAAGAGGCCUGAGACUAAGACUGCAGUGGAAAUGGCCAUGACACUUUUUCAUCGGAUGACAGAAGUAGGGAAAGUUUUGGGAAGAAACUCGCUCAAAAGAAUCUCUACAACAGUCAAAAGUUGGUGGGAUAGAUAUGAAGAGUUUGUUGGUCUUAAUGAAGUUCGAGAUGCUCAAGGAAAAGUGACAGAGGCUGAAAAAGUGUUUAUGGUAGCUCGAGGGAUCGUACGAGAAGCUCGUGAGAGCAUAGAAGCCCAUCAAAUCAAACUGAAGGAAGUUCGCGAUCGUUUGGAUCGAGUAUCUCGGGAAGACACCCAGUACUUAGAACUGGCUACCCUGGAACACAGAUUGCUGCAGGAAGAGAAGAGGUACCGAACUGCCUAUUUAAGUGCAGAGGAAUCUGAGCGGGAAAAAUUCUCUCUCUUCUCUGCAGCUGUGAGGGAAAGCCAUGAAAAAGAGAGAACAAGAGCAGAAAAAACGAAGAACUGGUCCAUUAUUGGUUCUGUACUAGGAGCUAUUAUCGGUGUCUUUGGUUCCACGUAUAUCAACCGAGUAAGGCUGCAAGAAUUAAAAGCCUUAGUUCUCGAAGCACAGAAGGGACCAAUAAGCUUACAGGAGGCCAUCAAAGAACAGGCGUCCAGCCACUACAUACAACAGAAGGAUCUCAGUGACCUCAUUGACACCCUGAGAAACAUGCUGGAAGCUGGGACUGGGACAGAAGGCAUGAGUGCAUCAUUAAAAAUAGACCCUCUUUUAGUUUCUUUAAAAGAACAUCUAAACUACUCAAAACAAGUCAGUUCCUGCAUGGGGAGUUUACAACAGCAGCUUAGCACCCUGGAAGAAAAUUUAGGACAAAUGACUGCUGAGGUACAAAAUGUUAAACAUGCAGUUCAUUCUAGACCUGUGGAAAGAGUGGUCCUUGGCUCUUCAGCUGAGGUAAAGGGCCAGGCCUUAGCCAUGCAGGAUGUGAUUCUAGAAUUGUGUGGUGCAGAGCGGAGACUGGAAACACAAAUCAAGAGAAAUUCAAUCUUCAGCACUGCACUAACCUGCACUGUGUUUGCUGUUACUCUUCCUGUGCUAUACCUUUUAUUGAAAGGAAAUUAGUUUCCAAUGGAGAGAAACAUAAUUUACUAGGUUAAUAAAAUUACAUUUGCACCCUAAACACUGGGAGUUAGUGCUAGACAAAAAUCUGUAUUAACAGUUUCUAAUCUUGCUUUCUCCAUAAUUCAUAGAAAUGGAAAAUACAUUUGAACAUUUAGUCCUUCCCCCCGGGCAGGCUUACUUUUUGCAGUAUUUUUUUUUCCCUCUAGUGAUUUGUACAGUCGAGUUUAAAUGUCUCAAGCAAUGACAGUUCCACAACUUCAUUUUGGUAGAUUCUUCUGCCAUAGUCUUUUCUAGUUUAUUCUGCAAUCCUGUAGAGCUUACUCUGAGAGACUGUUCCUCAUGUUCAAAUUAUUAUUAUUAUUAUUUUUUACUUUUAAUUAUUUGUGUUUAUACCCUUUGGCUUCCACAUAUAAUUCUCCCCCAUUCAAGCUUAUUACGUAUCCUAUUGAUUUUUCAAUUUGUCCAUACCCAAAACUCUGCUGGGCAAUUUACCAAACAAAUAAAAAUGUCUACCAUGAAGAUUUUUAUCUAAAUUUUAAAUAGGGUACAGUGAGUGGAAUGACAAACAAUAGGGAUGGGAUGUCCAAGGAAGGAUGAAGGUUACAGCAAUAUGAUCUUGUGAUUACCCAUUCAAGGUGUGUGUACAGCUUGAGGGUGCAAUUAAAAUAUUUUUGGUAACUUA